Trichoderma atroviride IMI 206040 is the source of this 1138-nucleotide messenger RNA. RefSeq lists its product as uncharacterized. The record is from RefSeq and is a predicted model, not a curated record. Lineage: Eukaryota; Fungi; Ascomycota; Sordariomycetes; Hypocreales; Hypocreaceae.
AUGCUUGGCGGCGUCUCGUUGAUCCUUGCUCUCUCUACAUGCCUAUCUUUUGUAGCUGCGCUGCCUCCACCAGCUCUGGUCGUCCGCGUCCCAGCAGCUGUAGACGCUCGUGCGAAGCCUAAAUAUUCCGUCGUGCCUCUGGAACCUGGUGAAGGACAGCCAGGCGGUGGAAAUGGAGGAGGAGGAGGCGGCGGCGGCGGCGGUGGUGGAAGCGGAGAUGAAACUGUGACGGUGAUCGAGACGGUUACCGAGACCGCUAAAGCUUCGACUGUUACUCGUACGAUUCCGACGACAGUGGAGAUUAUCGAUAUCACGGCAGACGUGACCAAGACGGUUCUUGUCACUCCUACCAAGCACAGCAGCACCACUACUCUGUCGACGACGACGACGACAUCACCACCACCUCUGCCGCCAGUCGUCAGCGAGGUCUCAAAGUCGGCUACAACUUCAAAGGUUUCUACAGAAUCGAAGAAACCCACCACGUCUAAAUCCACUGCCUCGAAAUCCUCGACAUCCUCGACAUCUGCUGCUACAACCUCAAAGGCCAACACAACUUCGAAACUCACCACCACUUCAAAGGUGACAACUACCUCGAAGCCAACAACUACCACAAGUCUGGCUAGUGCUGUGACGACGGCAGCCUCAACCACUUCAUCAGUACACAGCAGCUCAAAUACGACGGCAUCAACUUCGACUACGCUGAGCAGCUCUCAACAAACCACUUCAUCGACGCCUCAAACAACGGGCACAUCUAGUACACUAGUCGCCUCCACAGGCGCCUCCACAUCCUACACGACCACAAGCAUUGCUUGGCAGUCUAGCUCUACGGUGGUGUCUUCGUCUUGGGCAGCCACAACGUCUCUGCCGACCACUGCUUCUACCUGGUCAUCCAUCUACUCGUCUUCCACAAGCACCCAUGACAAUGGCCAAUGGCACACUACAUACCCUGCCUGGAACGGGACUGUGAUACAUCGCUAUCACCCGCCUUCUUGAGAUGAAAGCUCUCAGUCACGACCAAACGGCAAGAUGACACCCGUCUCUUUCAAUCGUACAUAUUUAAACUUCAAGGGACAUACACCACGCCUCCAAUGCAGAGGCACAAGAAGUUACAGCAAGAAUAUCCAAAGCGGAAAAGUGC